This is a messenger RNA of Trichoderma reesei QM6a, 2163 nucleotides long. RefSeq lists its product as uncharacterized. NCBI's taxonomy places the organism in Eukaryota, Fungi, Ascomycota, Sordariomycetes, Hypocreales, Hypocreaceae. The transcript is spliced from 2 exons. The record is from RefSeq and is a predicted model, not a curated record. The coding region runs from base 1 to 2163 and encodes 720 amino acids. Gene Ontology annotation, biological process: fungal-type cell wall biogenesis; transmembrane transport.
AUGGCUCGGAGAGCAUCGAAGUCGACGACCCGGAGGGCGCUAUGCCUAGGCGCAAUGCUGAUAACGGGAGUCUUGGGCGACCAGAUCCUGACGACGACUGGCUUCAUUGACUGCGGAAGCAUGCCCUCUAUUACGAUUCAUCAACUGAGCAUGACCUACGACAACGACGCCCAAAUCAUCACGUUUGACAUCGAGGGCACCAGCACCAGCAGCGAGAAUGUCACGGCCACCCUCGACGUUACCGCCUACGGCAUCAGCGCAUUCACAAACACCUUCAACCCUUGCGAUGCCGAGACGCGGGUGGAACAGCUGUGUCCUUUGCCCGAAGGUAACUUCAUUGCUAAGGGCAGCCAAAAGGUGCCGCCUCAGUAUGCGUCAAUGAUUCCUUCCAUUGCCUUUAGCGUUCCGGAUAUCGCUGCAAACGCCGUGAUGAAGCUCAACAGCAUCAAGGACAACACCAGGGUGGCCUGUAUCCAGGCUCAGAUCACCAAUGGAAAGACGACGUACGUGCCCGCCGUGUCCUAUGUGGCCGCGGGCAUUGCUGGUGUGUCCCUCGUCGCCAGUGGCGUCUCAGCAGUCGGUUCGGCCAUCUCGGGAGGUGCUGCGGGCUCCAGCGUGGGCGUCGCGACCGUUGGUCCCACCUUCACGGACGUUGCCGGCUGGUUCCAGGGCAUGGCCAUGAGUGGCAUGCUCUCCGUCAAGUAUCCCCCCAUCUACCAGAACUUUGCAAAGAACUUUGCCUUCUCCAUCGGCCUCGUCCCAUGGAACGGCUUGCUGAAUUCGAUCGACGACUUCCGAGCCAAGACCGGUGGCAACCUUACCGAAGACAGCGUGGCCUACUUGAGAAACAUGACAUUUGCUCUCCAGCAGAUGCAGGCCACAUCCAACACGACCGAGAUCAGUGUUUCCAGGCUCGCCCGCCGCGGAGACGAUGGGGGCGACGACGACCAGCUCAGCCACACAAUCUCAGGUCUCAAGAACUUUGCCGAGUCAUUGAGUGUUCCCAAGUCGGACAUGUUCAUGGCAGCCUUUCUCAUCGUGGCCAUCGUCAUCGCCUCGGUCGUGACGAUUCUUCUGCUCGUCAAGGUCAUUCUGGAGUUCUGGUCGCUGUAUGGGAGCAACUUCCCACAGUCCCUUGCCGGUUUCCGCAAGCACUACUGGACGUCCAUUGCUCGAACGCUCACUACUCUCAUCCUGCUCCUCUACGGAAUCUGGGUGCUCUAUUGUGUGUUUCAGUUCACACUCGGUGACUCUUGGGCAGCCAAGCUUCUGGCUGGACUCUCGCUGGGCAUCUUCACCGCUGUCCUCAUGUUCUUUGGUUACAAGAUUUGGAGUACGGCACGCAGGCUGAAGGCUCAGGACGGCGAUGCCUCCAAGCUCUACGAGGACAAGCAGAAUUGGCUCAAGUACUCCAUGUUCUACGAGGCUUAUCAGAAGUCGUACUGGUGGUUGUUUAUGCCCGUCAUCCUCUACACCUUCAUCAAGGGCUGCCUUGUCGCCGCGGGCGACGGCCACGGCAUGGCCCAGACCGUCAUCAGCUUGAUCCUCGAGCUUGCCAUGCUGGCUCUCCUGGUUGCCACGCGCCCCUUUGAGCGCCGCUCCAGCAACAUCAUCAACAUCUUCAUUGCCAUUGUCCGAGUGCUGUCGGUGGUUUGCGUCUUUGUCUUUGUCGAGGAGUUCAACGUUCAGCAGACCACACAGACUGUCAUGGGUGUUGUCAUGAUUGCCAUCCAGUCAACGCUGACUGGUGCGCUUGCACUGCUCGUUGCGUGGAACGCGAUCAAUGCAACCAUUAAGAUGAACCCCCACCGCGCGCGCAGAAAGGAGAUGGAAAAAAUGCGCGGAGACAUGGACGAUCUGACGCCCCUCGAUGCUCGCAACUCGCUCCUCAUCAAGAGGGGCGAUCUCGAGGCCUCGUAUGUCGCCGAUCACGAAGAAAACCUGCCUCCCUACUCCAAGAGCGGAGACCGGUACUACGCGCCGAGCAUUCCCGAGUCGAAGGAGCACCAGGACGAGAAGGUCGGCUUUACGCCGCACCCCAUGUACCGCGACCUGACGGGCAGCCGACAGCAAGGAGACUACAGAGAAAACAACUCUGCUGGCGGAGACGGGGUGCAUCCGCACGAAUUUGUGAGCGAUCAGAAAUACUCGGGAUACCGAUAA